UCUCGUUCUGAACGAUUAAUUUCCAAAAUGGCGCUUGAUGUUGAUAAAAAAAAUCUUUUGUACUGAAUGUUUAUAAAUUUGAUAAAUAUGAAAUCUCUUAAAUAAUGCAGACAGAUAAGCAAGUAAAGAAGAAGUCAAGAACAUGGGCUGAAGCAGCUAAACUUGUCUUGGAGAAAUAUAAACAGACACCUAUGAGCCAUAAGGCAAUACUAAAAUCAAUUCAAGAAGACAAUUUAAAAGAUAUAAGUGGUUCCGUUCCUUUAGCUUGCCUUAAUUCCUGUUUACAUGCCUAUUCCCGCGGUAAGGAGGCUGUAUUUUACAAAGUUGAAGGAAGAUCUGGUGUGUAUGGAUUAAUGAGCGAUAGGCCAGCUGGCUCAAGUGUACAAGAGGUUACAGAGGAUAUAGGAGAAGAAAGUGACAAGGAAAAACCUUUUAAGGAAAGAAGAAAGGAAAAUGUGAUGUAUGUAAAGCUACCAAAAGGCUCCAAGACAAUACCCCAGACUGAAUCGGAUGAAGAGGAGAUACUAUCAGUAGUGGACGAAAAAGACCAGAGCAGUUCAGCCAUGUCUUCUGAGACCCUGGACAACGGAACAAACUCCUCGACGGAGAGCACAUCUCUCAGGAGGAGCAUGAGGCAACAGAAAAAGAAGAGACCUGACUUCCCCAGGAUUAUCAUUAAACCUAUACCACCUCCUAAAGAAGAUGAAAAGGCAAAGGAAACAACAAAGGUGACUUUUACAAGGGUAGAAAAUGGUGUGAACCACAGUUCUGAUGACAACCAGAGUGACUCGUCUGAGAGAUCUCCAGGAUUGUCAGGCUUCCAGAAAACUCAAACCAUGAGGGAAAUGUUAGCUGGUAUCCCCGGCAUAAGUAUGAAGCCAAGAAAAAGUAGAAACAGAAAGCUUAGUCAUGCAGCACAGAUUGCCCAAACCAAGGAGGGGUGUAUAGAUCUGGAGACUCCUGACUCCAUUCUGGUCAACACCAACCUUCGGGCUCUGUUUGGUAGAUCUACUUUUAAUCUGUUACCUGUACAUUACCAGUACAAACUUCUUCAACUCCUUCCAGAAUGUGACAGAAUUCUGGAAACGGAAAGCAAAUUCAGGAUGAGCACAACUGCUUUUAACAAUGAAUUCUUCAAUAAGGCUUGUGAAGAAUGGAGGGAGAGGUUAUCAGAAGGUGAAUUUACUCCAGAAAAUCAAUUACGAUUGAAACAAGAUGAAGAAAAGGAACAAACAAAACUAGAUCCUUGGAAGGCCAAGCACUUUGAACCAGUGUGGGGAAAGAGGUUCAGUGGUCAGGCUGUCCCAAAGGCUGAUAUUCCAUCUCCCCCUCCCCAACCUCCUAUCCCCAAAAUGAAAAUCAAGCCAGCACUGAAAAAAUCCACAACAAAGGUGUCUACAUUAAUCAAACAGGAGAAGAUAUCACAGACUGUGUCACAACCUGUGGUUAACAGUACAUAUGUUAGUGAAACUUCAUCUCAAAGUGGACUCUUGUUGAAAAUUUCUCAUGAUAAAUCCGAAUUUGUGAUGAGUCGCAGUGACAAAAGUGUGAUGCGUCAUCAAACAUUGAAAAGAUCUCUAUCGGGUGAUAUUAAGAAUGAGGAUGGAGGUGAGAGUCCCUCAAAGAAAAACCGUGUAACCCCAGUACACUCUCCUCUGAAGACUGUUAUUCAAGUGUGUACAGCAAAUCAGAUGGCAAAAAUCACCAGGCCUGUGACAAUAGAUACCAGUCCAGGUGUGAACCAGCCAAAACAAGUCUCCCUCUUAAGCACGGCUACCUCACCUGUUCUUUCACAGAUGCAACAAACUAUUUACUCCGCUCCGAGAUCCCAAACACACAUUUCUCCCCCCAAAACAUCCCAAGAUAUGUCAUCCCAAACUAGAACUCUCGCACAAAUCAAAGUCCAGACAAAUGCAGUGAGAGGUGCACCUGUACAAAUCGAGAGACAGACUAGAACUCUUGCCCAAAUAAAAGCUGAGACCAGAGCUAAAAUUCAGAUGAGAAAUCAAGGAAAACCACAAGAAGUAAAUGCUCCCACAACUGUGAAAAAAUUGACAUUCCCAAGUGCAACAGUGGCAAGACAGGUCCCUAACAUCCUUCAUGGCCGACAGCGAAGUAUCCCCAGCAAGGCACCGUCUUCUCCUCCCAAUCCCAAUGUUCCUGAACCUCCCGAGGAAACAAAAGACGGGAUCAAAUUGAAAAGAUCUUUACAGAUUUGUAAAGAUGUGAUAAAGAAAACAGGAGGACUCUCAUAUCAAGUCAAUGCAGAUGGCAAAGUUAAAAUCAAUACUCCUGUGUCCACUACAGAACCUGUUGCUAUUUUAAAACAAGAUCCAAAGCCACCAGCCCCUGCAUUGUUGACUCAGAGUGCAAAAAGUGCCUCAAAAGUUGUAUUUGCCAACCCUCCUGCUUCUGAAAAUAUGACAACUCUUCCUUCAAUCUCUGGUAUUCUCCCAGUUUCCUCCAGUUUACAGACUUUGGCUUCUAGUAAUUCAGAAGCAUCAGAACAGUUUGUUGUGCGUGUGACGAAACCCCCGACUACAUUACAGCCCCAGCUAACAACAGCUAGGGUGGUAACGGUUCCAGGAUCAAAUGCCAAAUUUCUUAUUCCCUCUGGAAUUCCAACCACAGCAGUUGGUAAUUCUAGUAUUGUACAGAUUUUGAACUCUGCUCCUGGAAGCAAUUUAGUGACUAUGCAAUCACUUCAGCCCUCAAGAGCCUCCAGUGCUCCUCCCCAGAAUGAAAUUAACCCAGCAAGUGUUCAAGUACAAGCUGUAUCCAGAUCAGCUAGUGUGGGAUUAAGUAGUAACAGAGUAGAAGCCGGCUCUUCUCAGCAGCAUCUCCAUUACUUGCUGCAACAACAACACCAGAAUCAGCAAAGGCAGAAGAUUGUCCGAGUCCAACAACCAAUGUCUGGUGAGCCCAGCACUUCUCAGUCAAAAGUUGCAGACUCCUCAACAACCCCUGAGGCCAGCAGUACAGAGGGUAACUCAGUCAUGGUUCAACAAACACCAGUAACUGCUGCUCCUGAAUCAUCAUCUGCUAAACCCCCACAAGCACCUGCAGCAACAGUGUCAAGGGUCAUUGUCAGUAGCGCGAGUCAACUGGUCAGUCAGAUGAAAAAGGAGGCACAACUGGGGAAAACUUUGACCAACCAGGCCUCAGUUGUCACAGUUCCUUCAUCAACAGGAAACGGCACAACGAAAAUUGUUCUGCCUACUGCAAUCUUGACCAGUGCUUUGGCAGGGGGUGAAAAUGCUAGCUGUGCUUGUAGUUUGAAAGCAAUGAUCAUGUGUAAGAAAUGUGGGGCAUUUUGUCACCAUGACUGCAUUGGACCUUCUAAACUCUGUGUGACUUGUCUGAUAACAACCUCAUAGUGUGACUGAAUGAAGCAGAAAUGGUGAAUAUGAUGCCAAACUUAUGGGAGAGAUGAUUUUGUUUGUUUAUUUUUUUUUUUUUUCACAAGGGAUUUAUCUGUGGAUAAACAUAUAGUUCUAUCAAUCAUUUUUCAGAAAAAGGUAUCUAAACAGGGUGUCUUUUUACUGAUAUACUGUGAAUCACUUUUCAUUCGUGAGAAUUUUUUUUACAUAAUUACCAGUGAUUGUUUGCUCGUGAAAAUUCUAUUGCGGUCUAUAUUCCCAUUAUGAAAGAUUAUAUUCAGCAAUAACCAAAAUUUGUGAAAAGUCUAAUUCAUAAAUAUCAAAUGAUAAUCUCACAAAAAUAAGAUUGCACAAAUAUUGGUGAUCCUUAGUAACUUUUCUAAUAGAUAAGUAUGGCUCUCAAGGUCCUUGCUUUGAAAUGAUCAAAGUGAUCUAUUUCAAAUUACCCUUAAUCCAAAAUUUAUAUGUAUAACCAUGACAAAAGACACUGUCAUAUUGAAAUGCACAACUACUUCAACAUUCACAUAAAGUUUUCACAUAAAAGUUUUUUAACUGAAUCGAAAAAAAGUGUGUAAAGAAGUAUGCAGCCUACAUAUCAUCAGAUUUUUUUCAACAAAAAAUGUAUACAUUACUAGGAGUUUCAAGCAGAUAUCAAAUGAUGAAAAUCUUUUUGAUUCCUAGAAAAAUUUGACAAAAACAUAGUUUAAGCAGGCAUUUUCUCAUUUUUUUAAGGAGAUGUUCUGCAUUGCAAAAAGGUUUAGUCAUUGGAGGUUGUAAAUUGUACACAGAAUAAGUCAAUUAAAUUCAAAGCUAUAUUGUGUAUGUCCACAAAGUAGAUAUGCAUAUAUUUUUAAACAAAUUUUAUUCACAUUAGACUUAUUAUUUUAAUUUUAAGGGAGGGGGGUGGUCUUGUGAAAGAAGGUUUUAAUGCAAGUAAUUUGGUAUUGCAGAAUGGAGUGAAAUCAUUUUAAAUGAAGUUAAGUCAUUAGAAAAAGGAACAUGGUAUAUUUUGAAUCUCAUACAAUAUAAUUUAUUGAAUGACAAGGUUUUAUUGAAAGGGAAAUUCAGAAUUGUGGUAAAGUGUGUAAGACAUUUUAUAUAUACUACACUGUAGUAGUUUUAUGGAAUGAUGAGCAUCAUUUUUGCGAAAUGAGUCUUUGUCUUUUUCUGGCAUUCUGUUCAUAUUGACCCUGUAAGAUGAAAAAACACUGAUCAUGUUUCAUGAAGAUAAUAGUCUAUGUAAAUAUACUUCAUGUGCAAGUACAUGUACUAAUAUGCACUAUUUAUUUAACAUUCAUUCCACAGUUCUUUUGUAGAGAAUAAAAUAUUUUAAAUAAACUCUUUAAAAAAAAAACAUCAUGCAAAUGAGUAUCAAUGGUACAAAUUAUUCUGUUCCACAAUGCAAUGAAUAUUUUUACGAAAGUCAUUAAACAAAAUAAGAUGUUAAAAUUAUUUUGCAACGAGAUGUUGUGAGACUGAAUUGUUUGAUCGAGGACUGUAUUGAUAACAGUUUCUGCUUGUGUGGUGGUCAAAGUGAUGAAUGAUGUUUUAAUUGUGAGAAAUGUGUACUACUGAAUAUAUUAAAAAGUUUUAAGCUA
Molecule: messenger RNA, 4978 nt
Organism: Saccostrea cuccullata (small rock oyster)
Lineage: Eukaryota; Metazoa; Mollusca; Bivalvia; Ostreida; Ostreidae
Product: putative Polycomb group protein ASXL2
Exons: 12
Coding region: 105-3377 (1090 amino acids)
Biological process (GO): positive regulation of transcription by RNA polymerase II; animal organ morphogenesis
Cellular component (GO): PR-DUB complex
Molecular function (GO): chromatin binding; DNA binding
Source: RefSeq, a predicted model, not a curated record